AUGCCAACUUCGGCGCGUAAUGAGCGAUCUGGUCGGUUGCUCGAGCCAACCUGCUUAUCGCUUUCCGACACCCGUUCCUCUUCUUGCUUGGCUGACCUCCCACAAUGGCCACCCAUGGCAAAAAGAAAGAGACAGCAAGUAGUCGACUCUCCUCUCGACGAGAUCCCAUCCAACAAGACGAAACCGAGCAGCAUAUGCUCUAAGCUUUCGAGUACGCAGAGAAGAGAGGCACGAGCAGACGACCCUGCGCAAGAUCAAAUUCUACCCAAGGAGCCGAAAUCAAGUGGUACGGUGCAUAGAACCUCCAACUUCCCUCCCGAAUUCUACGACGACCUGCCUAAGAUUUGGCUCACGUCUCGUGCUUUGCGAGAACUUGACCGGCGGAACGAGCAGCUCCCCUCCCCCAAGCCUAGAGCUAGGUUUGUGACAUCUCGAGCUGCAAAGGUUGCUGCUCUUGCGAGAUGCGGUUUCCCAGAUCUUGCCCUGGCCGUGUUUGCAACAGCUGGUGGCCCAGAUCUUAGCGAUCUUCGAGGGGUAUGCUUGUAUGAUCCAUCGUCGCUGGCAUCAACUCUGGCUUUCUUUAAGUAUGCCGAGCCGAUAAAGAUCACCAUGGCCUCCACAUCGCCCUCUGCGACGAGAAAGCCAGUCUCUGCAGGUAACGCGCGGACACGGUCAACUAAUGCGACCACCCUGUCCUUGAAAAGGCGUUCAUCUGCCUACGAUACCAACUUUGGACAGCAUUGUAUUGAACACAACAUUUACCCCCCUGUCUACAAGUUCCCCGAUGGCAGCCGGACCCCAAAGCCGGCAAACUUCGGGGAUAUUCGUCAGGCUUUAAAGGUUCCAAGGGGCUCUCUUUCGUCCUCUAUUGUUCCUGAGACGGCCUUCAAAGACUUUGAAGACAAAACCGCCACCGAGUCUGAAGGUACAGUGAUGCGUAAGGUGAUCCCGCUCAUUGCUGGCGACGCCGAUAUCCCGAAUGAGGGUCAUCUUCCCUUCAUCAAUCUGAAUUCGAUAACUGGGGAUACCACCAUCUUUCCAGUGCCUGAUUUCUUCGAUGGAGCCCAUCCCGGGGCUUUGGACAAGAAAGUCAGACAAGAUCUCGACAAAAUAAUCAUACCAAACAAGAAAGUAGGGAUCCCCGUGGCACCCAACUUCUUCCUGGAAGUCAAAGGCCCUACGGGUACCCCUAAGGUAGCGGUAUGGCAGGCGGUCUUGGAUGGUGCGCAUGGGGCUCUCAUUAUGCAUACCUUGCAAAAUUACCUCCUGGAUGAGCCCACCUUCGAUGGCAACGCCUACGCAUUUUCUUCGACCUUGAUUGACGGGUGCCUCAAACUAUAUGCACACCAUCUCACUGCCCCUGCCAAGUCUGAACAGAUGCCGGGCUAUCACACCACUCUUGUCAAAGCCUGUGCUUUGAGUGAUGAUGAAGUUUACUCAGAAGGUAGGAGGGCAUUCAGAAAUUUGAGGGUCAGGGCACAAGAAGACCGCGACCGGUUCAUCCAGAUGGCCAAUGCGAGAGCGCGCAGUCUAGGCACAGAAGACGAUCCUGUAAGCAUGAUCCAAGAACACAAUGGAAGCGAAUCUGGUCACCAGGUGGGUACCUCGAGUUGA
Molecule: messenger RNA, 1614 nt
Organism: Metarhizium acridum CQMa 102
Lineage: Eukaryota; Fungi; Ascomycota; Sordariomycetes; Hypocreales; Clavicipitaceae
Source: RefSeq, a predicted model, not a curated record